GUGGCGUGGAGGGAUAUGGGCCGGCUGGUGUGAGGCGGCUCAAGUUGCCCGUGGACUGAAAAAGUUGUGAAGUUUGAGUGGAGUUUGGGGAAAGUUUGGGGGAGGUCUGGGCUGAGGAUCUUGCAGCACCUUAAGAUAUUUUACAUAGAAUUACAGAACGACUUCAACCGUCUCCUCUUUCCCCAUGACAAGCUGGACUGGACUUUCCUGGCUGCACCUUGGCAUUGGAUGUAUAAGUUAAUCCGGCAAAGCAAAGGAGUUAGAAGAGACUUUUGCGCCUGGAAACAAUGGGGCAUUUAACAGUGUGCAGCUUGGUUUGGGGGCUGUUGCUGGCCGCGGCGUGUGGAGGAGCGCUGCAAUGUCGCGAAAACUCCCCGCUUUGUCAGAAUGGGCGAUGCAUCAAGACCUCGCACGGAGACACAUCGUGCCUGUGUCGGACGGGCUACCUGGGGGAGCGUUGCCAGUUCCCGGACCCCUGCCAGCGGUCACCAUGUCUCAACGGAGGGACUUGCCGGAACUCGGUGGUCAACGGGACAGUGCAGUACACCUGUAGCUGCACCCGAGGAUUCAGAGGAGCAAACUGUUCCCAGAUCGACGCCUGUGCCACCAACCCCUGCGCCAACGGGGCUCGCUGUGCCAACUGGAACACUCGCUACAACUGCUCCUGCCCUCCGGGCUACAGCGGCAAGCACUGCCGCACCGACAUCGACGAGUGCAAGAGUGCCGAUCGCUGCCACAACAGGGGCACCUGCCUCAACACGCCCGGCUCCUUCCUCUGCCAGUGCCAGGCCGGCUUCACCGGGCAGCUGUGCGAGAGCGUCUACAUCCCCUGCGCCCCUUCGCAGUGCCGCAACGGGGGCACCUGCCGACAGACUGGAGACCUGACGUACGAGUGUGCCUGCUUACCAGGUUUCGAGGGGCAGAACUGUGAGGUCAACAUCAACGACUGCCCCGGACAUAAGUGCAUGAACGGAGGAACGUGUGUGGAUGGUGUCAACACUUACAACUGCCAGUGUACCCCCGAGUGGACAGGUCAAUUUUGCACAGAGGACGUUGACGAAUGCCACCUGCAGCCCAACGCUUGUCACAACGGAGGGACCUGCUUCAACACCAUGGGGGGCCACACCUGCGUGUGCGUCAACGGCUGGACCGGGGAUGACUGCAACGAGAACAUUGACGACUGUGCCAUGGCCGUUUGCUUCAACGGAGCCACCUGUCACGACCGAGUGGCCGCCUUCUUCUGCGAAUGCCGCGUUGGGAAAACAGGUUUGCUGUGCCAUCUAGACGACGCUUGCGUCAGCAACCCGUGCCACGAGGACGCCAUCUGCGACACCAACCCCGUCACCGGGCAGGCCAUUUGCACCUGCCCAUCGGGCUUCACAGGACCCGCGUGCAACCAGGACGUGGACGAGUGCUCGAUAGGCGCCAAUCCGUGCGAACACUUUGGGAAGUGUGUGAACACCGACGGCUCAUUCCAGUGCCAGUGCGGGAAGGGUUACACAGGCCCGCGCUGCGAGACCGACAUCAACGAGUGCCUGUCCAUGCCCUGCCAGAACGAUGCCACCUGUCUGGACCAUAUCGGGGAGUUCACCUGCAUCUGUAUGCCAGGCUUCACAGGGACCUACUGCGAGAUCGACAUGGACGAGUGUGAGAGCAACCCGUGUGUGAACAGCGGAGUGUGCACGGACAUUGUCAACGGCUUCAUCUGCAAGUGCCCGUCUGGCUUCACAGGAUCGAUGUGUCAGAGCGAUGUGGACGAGUGUGCCAGCACCCCCUGCCAAAAUGGGGCCAAGUGCAUCGAUCGGCCCAACGCUUACGAGUGCAGAUGUGCUGAAGGGUUCGAAGACGUGCUGUGUGAGAGGAACGUUGACGACUGCAACCCGGACCCUUGUCACCACGGCACCUGCAUCGACGGCAUCGCCAGCUUCACCUGCGUGUGUGACUCCGGCUACACUGGCUACCGCUGCGAGAACCAGGUCAACGAGUGCCACAGCAACCCCUGCCAGAACUCUGGCAAGUGCAUCGAUCUGGUCAAUGCGUACCUGUGCCACUGCCAGCUGGGCACCUCAGGUGUCAACUGUGAGAUUAAUUACGACGACUGUGCCAGCCAGCCCUGCGAUUAUGGCAUCUGUCAGGACGGGAUUAAUCGGUACGAUUGUAUCUGCAAAGCUGGUUUCACAGGGCCUCUGUGCAACGUUGAGAUCGACGAGUGUGUGUCAGGUCCAUGUCGAAACGGGGGCACCUGUGUGGACGGAGAGAACAGCUUCACCUGCCUGUGUCCUGACGGUUUCCACGACCCCCUGUGUUAUUCCGAGGUGGACGAGUGCGGCAGCAGCCCCUGUGUGCACGGCAUCUGUCAUGAUGACAUCAACGGGUACAAGUGUGACUGUGAAGCCGGCUGGGGGGGCGUGAACUGCCACCUGGACAAGAACGAGUGCGAGUCCAACCCCUGCCAGAACGGGGGCUCCUGCUCCGACCUCAUCAACGGCUACAUCUGCAAGUGUAAAGAAGGCUUUCGAGGACAACACUGCCAAGUUAACAUCAAUGACUGUGCCUCAAACCCCUGCCUGAACAAAGGAGUUUGUGUGGAUAAAAUUGCCAGUUAUAGCUGCCAGUGCGACCUGCCUUACACAGGACCCAACUGUGAGAAUGUGCUGGUACCCUGUUCCCCAAACCCGUGCGAGAACGGAGGCUUGUGCGACCACACACCAGACUACGAGGAUUUCAUAUGUACCUGUGGGGAGGGCUGGCAAGGACAAACCUGUCACGUGGAUAUUGACGAGUGUGCCACCAGCCCGUGUAAGAACGGGGGGAGUUGCACUAACGAGCUGGGAGGCUUUGCGUGUGCGUGUCGGCCAGGCUUCACGGGACUCACGUGCGAGACAGACAUCAACGACUGCACUCCCAAUCCCUGCCUGAACGGCGGCGCCUGCCUGGACAGAGUCAACUCCUUCAGCUGCAGUUGCCAGCCCGGCUUCACCGGCAGCCGGUGUGCCACCGAGGUCAACGAGUGCCAGAGUAACCCGUGCCGCAACGGGGGCCAUUGCACAGACUACGUUAACAGCUACACCUGUACGUGCCAGGCCGGCUUCAGCGGCUUACACUGCGAGAACAACAUCCCCGACUGCACCAAGAGUUCCUGCUUUAAUGGUGGCACCUGCCUGGACGGUGUGAACACCUACACUUGCCGCUGCCGCCCGGGCUUCACCGGCUCCAACUGCCAGCACGAGAUCGACGAGUGCCGCUCAGCCCCCUGCCUGAACGGUGGGGUAUGUGUGGAUGGUGUGGAAUCGUACAGGUGUAUCUGCCAGCAGGGCUACCGCGGCGACAGGUGUCAGGCAACUGUGGACUGGUGCAGUAAGUCUCCCUGCAAGAACGGAGGCUGGUGCCGUCCCACACGCACCUCCUUCAGCUGUGAGUGUGGCAGCGGCUGGGCAGGGCGCUACUGUGACAUCCCCAGCGUCUCGUGUGAGGUGGCAGCAGUGCGGAGAGGAGUGAGUGUGAGCCAGCUGUGUCACCACGCUGGCUCCUGUUUCAGCGCUGGGAACGCUCACUACUGCGUGUGCCAGAAGGGCUACACGGGCAGUUACUGUGAGGCCGAGGUGGAUCAGUGUCAACCCAACCCCUGCCACAACAGUGCCUCCUGCAGAAGCUUCAUCGGACACUUCAUGUGUGAGUGCUUGCCGGGCUACAAGGGUACAAAGUGUGAGCUGGAGGUCAACGAGUGUGAAUCCAACCCCUGCCAGAAUGGGGGCACCUGCCUGGACCUGAUCGGCCGCUACAUCUGUUCGUGCCCACCAGGAACACUCGGCGUGCUGUGCGAGAUAAACCAGGACGACUGUGGCUUCUCUCAAAGCUCCAAGUGUCUGAAUAAUGGGACGUGCGUGGACAGAGUGGGCGGCUACACCUGUAACUGCCCCCCCGGCUUCACUGGCGAUCGGUGCGAGGGCGACAUCAAUGAGUGUCUCUCCAACCCCUGUAACCCACAGACAACAAUCAACUGCAUCCAACUCCCCAAUGACUAUCACUGUGUGUGCAAGCCCGGCUACACAGGUCACCAGUGUCAGAGCGUCAUCAACAUGUGUGAGUCCCACCCUUGUCAGAAUGGUGGCCAUUGUAAAUUGACCGUCAACACACCCCUCGGCUACACGUGCAAAUGUCAACCGAAUUUCUCCGGGACCAACUGUCAGCGCAGCUUCCUGAGCUGCCGGGAGCUGAACUGCCAGAGUAACGAGCUUUGCCUGGACUCCCCGCUGGGAGCCCAGUGUACCUGCCUCCCCGGCUUCACAGGCCCGGCCUGCCAUCUCCGCAACAACAACACCUGUGCCGGCCGGCCGUGCCGUAACGGGGGCUUCUGUAAACCCAGCCGACAGCCUCCCUAUUACCAGUGCCUCUGCCCGAAGGAGUUCGGGGGUUCUCGCUGCGAGCUGUUGAAGACUUUCCUGCCCAAGGGGCUCCCCCAGCCCACCGAGCCCCCAGGCUGCUCCCUCGCCGAGUGCGGGGGCAAGGCCAGUGACGGCUACUGCGACCGGGAAUGCAACACGCGGGCCUGCCAGUGGGAUGGGGGAGACUGCUCGCUGUCAGUGGACGACCCCUGGAAGGGCUGCCCGCGGGCGCAGUGCUGGAGCCUCUUCAGCAACAACCUGUGCGACAAGGACUGCAACAGGCGCGAGUGUCUGUACGACAACUUUGACUGUCAGAGCCAGGAGCGGGUCUGCAACCCGCUGUAUGAGAAGUACUGUGCGGAUCACUACGCUGAUGGCCGCUGUGACCAGGGCUGUAACAACGAGGAGUGCGGCUGGGACGGGCUGGACUGCGCCCCAGACGUGCCUGAGCGCCUGGCGGAGGGGACGCUGGUGCUGAUUGUCCUGCUGCCCCCGGAGGAGCUGCUGAGGAGCAGUACGAACUUCCUGCAGAAGUUGGGCUCCCUGCUCCGCACCAGCCUGCGCUUCAAGCUGGACGCCAACGGCCAGUACAUGAUCUACCCUUACUACGGGGUCCGGCGGGCCGGAGUCCAGAGGCGCUCGGCCCCGCACGCCAGGGUGGUCCGGGAGCUCGGCCAGGAGGUCAUAGGGUCAGAAGUGAACCUCGAGAUCGAUAACCGCUUGUGCCUGAAGGCGGCUGGCGAGUGCUUCCCCACAGCGGAGAACGCAGCCGCGUAUAUGGGGGCCCUCAAAGUGGUAGGGAACCUGCACUUCCCCUACCCCAUCAAGGACGUCCACGGAGAGGUGUUGCCCCCGCCCUCCCCCCCUGUGAACAUGCUGUCGUUGGUGGUUGUGGCGGCUGUGAUCUUGCUGGUUAUCCUGGUGCUGGGAGUAUUGGUGGCCAGACGUAAGCGGGAGCACAGCGUCCUCUGGUUCCCCGAGGGCUUCAACCUGAAGAAGGACAGCAGCAACAAGAACCGGCGUGAACCUGUGGGUCAGGAUUCCCUGGGCAUGAAACACAUCUCGAAGGGGAUGGUGGAGGAGGGUUUGAUGAGCGAGCGAGACCUGCAGACAGAGCCCUGGCUGGACAACGAUUGCCCUGAGGCCAAGAGACUGAAGGUGGAGGGACCAGCUGUGCUGUCAGACAGUGAGGACACAGUGGAUUGCCGGCAGUGGACACAGCAUCAUCUCGCCGCGGCUGACAUCCGGAUGCCCCCGUCCAUGGCUCUGACCCCACCCCAGGGCGAGUUCGACUCCGACUGCAUGGAUGUGAAUGUCCGAGGCCCAGACGGGUUCACGCCCCUGAUGUUGGCCUCGUACUGCGGUGGGGGGCUGGACACGGGCCUGGCCGAGGAGGAAGAGCCGGAGGACUCGUCCGCCAACAUCAUCUCCAACCUGAUCUACCAGGGGGCCAACCUGUGCGCUCAGACCGACAGGACGGGGGAGACAGCCUUGCACUUGGCUGCCCGCUACGCCCGGGCCGACGCAGCCAAGCGGCUGCUGGACGCUGGGGCCGACGCCAACGCUCAAGACAACACGGGGCGCUCCCCCCUACACGCUGCCGUGGCCGCCGACGCCCAGGGGGUCUUUCAGAUCCUAAUAAGGAACCGAGCCACAGACCUGGACUCGCGGAUGCUGGACGGCUCCUCUGCGCUGAUCUUGGCCGCUCGGCUCGCUGUGGAGGGGAUGGUGGAGGAGCUGAUUGCUUGUCACGCUGACGUGAAUGCUGUCGAUGAAAUCGGUAAAUCCGCCCUUCACUGGGCAGCAGCCGUCAACAAUGUAGAUGCCACAUUGGUGCUGCUCAAGAACGGUGCCAACAAGGACAUGCAGGACAGUAAGGAGGAGACUCCGCUGUUCCUGGCCGCUCGCGAGGGCAGCUACGAAGCCGCCAAGAUGCUGCUGGAUCACUUCGCUAACCGUGACAUCACCGACCACAUGGACAGGCUCCCCCGGGACAUCGCCCAGGACCGGAUGCACCACGACAUUGUGCAGCUGCUGGAGGAGUACAACGCCGUGCGAAGCCCGCAGGGGCCCGGGGGCUCCCUGGGGCCCCACUCCAUGUCCCCGCUCAUGUGCCCCCCGAACAGCUACCUGAGCAACCUCAAGCAGACGCCUCAGGGCAAGAAGAGCAGGAGGCCGGGAGCCAAGGCGGGCAGCGGGGCCAACCAGAGCAAGGAGAGCAAGGCGCGGAGCAAGAAGCUCAGCCUGGACUGCCAGGGGGCGCUGAUGGAGAGCUCGGUCACUCUGUCGCCCGUCGACUCGCUGGAAUCGCCCUGUGCCUACAUGGCCAACCCUACCUCGCCUGUCAUGACGGCCUCGGGCCUCCUGCACCCGGCCGGCUCCCUGUCGGUGCUGACCUCGCCCCCGGGGGGCGGCGGGGGAGUGCUGGAGGGCCCCUUUGCCGUGUCGCUGGCCAGCCUCCGCAACAUCGGCGACAUCGCCGCCCAGAACACGGCCAUCCUGUCCAUGAACCACCUCCAGCCCCCGCGUCUGUCCAUGUCGCAGCUGUCCGCCGCCCAGUCCAACUGCCUCCUCAACACGGCGGGGCUGGGCCUGAACGUGGGCAUGAUGGGCCCUGUCACCGCCCUGCCCUUCGAGUGGCACCCGCGCAUGGCAGCAGGCUCGGCCCAGUGUAACUCGGUCAUCAACGUGCUUCACCAGGCCGGGGUGGGCGUGGGUGGGGGGGGCAUCCGCCAGCACGCCCCCGGCCUGCCGCACAGCCUGCUCCUGCAGAACACCGUGGGCGCGGGCAACGGGAAUCAAGCCCUCAACCAACAGAGCCCCAGCAAACCUCCCCCCAGCGCAGAAGCGGCCGAACAACAACAACAACAACAACAACAGCAGCAGCAGCAACAACAACAGCCCCAGCUCUCUCAGCCCGGGCCGGGCCAGCAGCUAUGCGUGGCUCCUGCCAGCGGCGGGGGGCGCCCCAGCCAACAGGGCCUGUGUCGGAGCGACGUGGCCAGGAUGCCAGAUCGGUGCAACAACCCGUCCCUAUCCCCGCAGGAAGCCCAGCCUCCUCCUCCCCCUCCUCCGCCGCCGCCGCCGAUUCAGGGCAACGUGGCCACGUACUUCAAAGCCCACGGCAGCACCGGCCCCGAGGGUUACCGCAGCCCGCCCGCCAAACACGCCUACACCCCGGGGCUGGAGAACACGCCCAAGCAUUACCUCCACCUGAAGACUGAGCACCCCUACCUGACCCCUUCCCCCGAGUCGCCGGAGCAGUGGACGAGCCCGUCUCCUCACUCCAUGUCCGACUGGUCUGACUCCACCACCCCCAGCCCAGCCAUCGUCUCGCACCAGCCCCCACUCCAGCUCCAGAUCCAGCUCCAGCACGUGACUGAACCCAACAACAAAAUGCAAGUGUUUGCAUAGAAGUUCCUGGCCCCCGAAUUUGUUUUUUUUUUAUUAUUUUUAUUAUUAUUUUUUAUUUUCGACA
Callorhinchus milii (elephant shark) is the source of this 7863-nucleotide messenger RNA. It is a transcript of the gene notch3, whose product is annotated as notch receptor 3. Gene Ontology annotation, molecular function: Notch binding; signaling receptor activity; calcium ion binding. Gene Ontology annotation, biological process: multicellular organism development; regulation of developmental process; regulation of DNA-templated transcription. The transcript is spliced from 34 exons. The record is from RefSeq and is a predicted model, not a curated record. Lineage: Eukaryota; Metazoa; Chordata; Chondrichthyes; Chimaeriformes; Callorhinchidae. Gene Ontology annotation, cellular component: membrane. Bases 288 to 7799 code for a protein of 2503 amino acids.